AUGCUAAAAAUCUGAUUAUAAACACGUUUUCGCACAAAAGUACAUCCAGAAAAAAUAAAAUGAGUUCUGUAAUAAUACUACUAUAUUCUAAUAUAAUCUGUAAUAACAAUACUGCACCAGUAUUCAUUUGAAGCUCGGAUCCAAAUCACACAACACCCCCUUGUUCAGCUACUUGGUAAAUUGAUUGUUCAAAAAGAUCUGUGGGAUAUACCGGUUGAAGCAAUGGAUGCAAGCCAAACGGAAAUAUGGGACACAAUGACGGAAGCUUUUACAAAUAUGGUAAAAUCUGCAUCUGACUGGAUAACAUUUGCGAUUGAUGCUCCUUCUGCUCGUGUUGUUGUUUUCGGAAUGCACAUUGGAGGACAUCUAUUUGUGGAAGGCCUUCUCUUAGUAGUUAUUCUUUUCCUGCUUUCCCAGAAAAGUUAUAAGCCACCUAAACGACCAUUGACGGAGAAGGAAAUUGAUGAGCUAUGUAAUGAAUGGGUUCCAGAGUCCCUCAUUCCGCCCAUAACAGAUGAUAUGAAAUGUGAGCCACCAGUUCUGGAAAGUGCUGCAGGGACACAUACAGUGAUCAAUGGUAAAGAGGUCGUGAAUUUUGCUUCUGCAAACUACCUUGGAUUUAUCGGACAUGAGAAGUUACUUGAAUCCUGUACUUCAUCACUGGAGAAAUAUGGUGUUGGUUCUUGUGGUCCUCGUGGCUUUUAUGGAACGAUCGAUGUUCACCUUGACUGUGAGGCCAAAAUAGCCAACUUUUUGGGAACUCCAGAUUCCAUAUUAUACUCAUAUGGACUUUCCACCAUGUUCAGUGCAAUUCCAGCAUUUUGUAAAAAAGGCGACAUCGUGAUUGCGGAUGAAGGUGUCCAUUGGGGAAUACAGAAUGGCCUUUUCCUGUCUAGAAGUACAAUCAUAUACUUUAAGCACAAUAAUAUGGAGUCUUUACGAGAUACUUUGGAGAAAGUCACUCGUGAUAAUAAGAGGGCAAAGAAGCUGAGGCGCUACAUCGUGGUCGAAGCUGUAUAUCAGAAUUCUGGUCAGAUUGCUCCACUAGAAGAAAUCAUCCGGCUUAAAGAAAAAUAUCUAUUCCGUGUAGUCUUAGAUGAGAGCAAUUCAAUUGGUGUGCUUGGAAGUUCUGGUAGAGGCUUAACUGAACACUACAGAGUUCCGAUUGAGAAGAUAGAUAUUGUGACUGCUGCCAUGGGAAAUGCUUUGGCGACAGAAGGCGGAUUCUGCACAGGGAGUACUAGAGUUAUUGACCACCAACGUCUCAGCAGUUCUGGCUAUGUCUUCUCGGCUUCGUUGCCCCCAUACCUAGCUAGUGCUGCAAUUACUGCUAUCAAUAUUCUAGAAGACAGUCCUCAGCUGAUUACAAACUUAAAGAAGAAUAUAAGCAUAUUACACACAGGACUGUCGGGCAUACAUGGUCUUGAGAUUGCCAGUGAUAAGCAAUCUCCUAUUGUUUAUCUCAAGCUAAAAAAAUCAACCGGUUCGCAGAAAGGUGACCAACAGUUGCUUCAAGAUGUUGUUGAUCGGUUAUUGACAGAAGAGAAUAUUUUCGUCACGACUUCAAAAAGAUCAACACUUGAUAAAUGCAAUUUGCCUAUUGGGAUAAAAUGUUUUGUCUCGGCUGCUCAUACUGAAUCUGAUCUAACGAAAGCAUAUGAAUCAAUGAAAAGGGUUGCGGCUCAAGUCUUGAUUGGCAGUGACUGAUGUUUUUCUACAUGUGAGAUUUAGUCAAUUGGUUGUGGUAGAAGUCCAGCAAGGAUAUUGUGGGAGAUGUUGCUGCAAGUGUACUUUGAUAUAUUACAUGACUUUGAAUUAUAUCAUAGGUUUCAUAUGUUUAUGCAGUAGGCUAAGGUAAUCAAGUACCAUUUCACUUAGAUGGCAAUACUUUGAGGCCUGACAGUUGUUUGUUUGACCAUUGAGCUGUGCAUAUCCUUUUUGUUAUUAUAGAUAGAAACUUUUCACGACAUCCAUAUCUUGUAAUUUUUUUUUUUCCCAGAGCUUAUUUUAAAUCAUAGGAAUUCCUUUUUCAAAUAGUCAUAUUACUUGAUGGAUUGCUCGAUGUAAUCUUAAUCGAGAAUGGAACACCAAGUUAAAUGUUUUGAGCCUUCUUUUUUCUUUUCUUUCUUAAAA
Messenger RNA from Daucus carota subsp. sativus, 2133 nucleotides. Its product is annotated as long chain base biosynthesis protein 1. The coding region runs from base 223 to 1707 and encodes 494 amino acids. Gene Ontology annotation, molecular function: pyridoxal phosphate binding; serine C-palmitoyltransferase activity. Gene Ontology annotation, cellular component: endoplasmic reticulum. Lineage: Eukaryota; Viridiplantae; Streptophyta; Magnoliopsida; Apiales; Apiaceae. The record is from RefSeq and is a predicted model, not a curated record. Gene Ontology annotation, biological process: sphingosine biosynthetic process; ceramide biosynthetic process. The transcript is spliced from 13 exons.